Maniola jurtina (meadow brown) is the source of this 2053-nucleotide messenger RNA. It is a transcript of the gene PPP4R2r, whose product is annotated as serine/threonine-protein phosphatase 4 regulatory subunit 2. Lineage: Eukaryota; Metazoa; Arthropoda; Insecta; Lepidoptera; Nymphalidae. The transcript has 2 exons. Gene Ontology annotation, cellular component: nucleus; cytoplasm; protein phosphatase 4 complex. Gene Ontology annotation, molecular function: protein phosphatase regulator activity. The coding region runs from base 86 to 1540 and encodes 484 amino acids. The record is from RefSeq and is a predicted model, not a curated record. Gene Ontology annotation, biological process: protein dephosphorylation.
CAGCAAUUUUUUUUGUCUUUGGUAACCUACUAAAACAUUGUUGGGUGAAUUAUUCGUAAUUUUUUAUUUAUUAAAACAAUUCGUAAUGGAAAACGCCGAAGAAGUAUUUCAUUUUCUAGAAGAGUUCUCAAAACGUAAGCCAAAAACUAUUCCACAAGAACUGAACGAGUAUUUAGCGUAUGUUGCGCGUACCGGGGACCCCGUGUAUCAGUGGUCCAUUGUGAAGAGUUUGUUCAAAGAAAAGCUCCUCAACGUAAUUACCGACUUCUACGAAACGAACCCAGGUAUUGAAAUUCCUCCGUAUCCUAACGUAGACCCUUUUAAUUACGAUACAAUGAAAAAUAGCUUGAUAGAAAAACUGGAUUCUUUUCAUUCAGCUCCGUUUACAGUUCAAAGAAUUUGUGAACUGCUUACUUACCCGCGAAAGCAGUAUAAUCGCAUUGAUAAAUUUAUGAGGGCUAUAGAAAAGAAUAUAUUAGUUGUAAGUACUAGAGAACCCGGGCAUCAGCGUCAUCCUGAGCCAGAAAAUGGCGAACCCAUGGAACCAAUCGUCAAUGGUUCCGAUAAUAAUUCAGAGUACAAUGUUGAUGUGGAAAUGGAAGAUAUGUCUUGGAAAGAUAGCUCUGACUCACGAGUGAACUCUGAACCACAACCAAGUUCAUCUGAUGCACACAUUUCUGUAGAUGAUUUGGAAGCACGGCUUCAUUCUAAACAGGAAAGCUCUAUGGACACCCAAACCAAAGUUUCACCACAAUAUGAGUCAGUUACACCGCCAGAAUUGAACCUCAAUGACAGUCCCGAUGAUUCAAUUCACCAAAUUAAAGAAAUACCACUCACAGCUGUAGCAUCAACAAGUAGUGAAGAUGCUACAAAUAAUAAUAGCACACCAAUAGUUGAAGAACCUACAGAGACCAAAAUUGAUGUAGAAAUGAAGUGUGAUGAACCAAGUGUAAGUGUAAGUGAACCGAUGGUCAUCCCAGAAAUAAAGGUGGACGAUGCUGAAAUGACAGAGCUAAAGUUAAGAGAACAAUCAAAGACAGACCCAUUAGAAGAAGACAUAAAGAAUCAAAACAUUGAAACACCACUUAGUACACUCAGCCAUGUCUCGACUGAUGAAAGUAGCUCCGAUUCAACCAGUAAAGAAGAAGUUGAGUCUAAGCACAUUUCAGAAGUGUCAUCAAGUGAAGAAAGCUCUUCAUCUAGUGACAAUACAGAUGGCAACAGUAACUCACCUAAGGUUGAUCAUGUAGAGGUUCAAGAAGAACCAGUCCCCGAUAAAACACCAAUAGAAACUCCCGAACCUACGGAGGUCCAAACGCAAGAACAAGCUCCUCCAGUUAUUGAAGAAACUAAAACUUCCCCUGUUAAAAUCCAGUCUGAUAAUUAUUCAAUUUCUGAUGUUCAGUCUGAACUGCCACAAGUUCCUAUUGAAGAGAAAACAGAAGAAAUACCCAUUCAAGAAACUGACAAGAAAGAAAGUGAGGAUCAAGGUACACAAGAAGAAAAUUCUGCACCACCUGUUGAAAAUGCAGAAGCUUAGUUUUUUGUAACAAUUGUUUGAGGACUCACUUUGUAGAUUGUAGAAUAUCUACCAUUUCAUAGGUAAGCAUCACUUAUUUAGGAUAUUAUUUAAGAUUUUUCACUUUCUGUGCUUUAGGUUUACUCAAGUUGUAUUUCUAAUUAGCAUCCAGAUUCAAAUUAGCAUUUUCAAAUCUCUAAAAUAAAUUCUUAAAUGGUAUAAAUUGAAAACUUUAUAUAAUAUCAAAAUAACCUAAAUCUAAUACAACAUCCAAAUCUAAUAUCCGAACCAGAUAGGUACUAAUAUUUUGUGCACUGGUUGGUUAAAGCUGAAAAUAAUAAUUUAAGGGUAGUAAAAUAAAACAAUAAAUAGCAAUCAGUUUACGUGUAAGUUCCAGAUUACUCAAAGAUGUCAAAUUCAUUUUCUCUUUCUUAAUUGGCAAAUAUGAUUAGUACUUUAUAAUAUCUUGAAUCUGGAUAAUGGAAAUUAGCAAAAUCCUAAUUGUAUUUUUGUAAUAAAUUUAAGUAAUAUGAA